Hypomesus transpacificus is the source of this 1404-nucleotide messenger RNA. It is a transcript of the gene mab21l3, whose product is annotated as mab-21-like 3. The transcript is spliced from 7 exons. NCBI's taxonomy places the organism in Eukaryota, Metazoa, Chordata, Actinopteri, Osmeriformes, Osmeridae. The record is from RefSeq and is a predicted model, not a curated record. Bases 1 to 1164 code for a protein of 387 amino acids.
AUGCCAGACUUUACUGAUGAGGAUCUGGACCAAUACCUCCAGAAUCAGGUGGACCUACGGCACCGCACAGUGAGUAGAAGGGUGGAGGAGGUUCUGAGUGUUGUCAAAGAACUUACCAGAGAGAUUAGCGGAAGAGAUGGACGCUUCCAGUCCAUUGUCCAGGCUGGAGUCCACAAUGAGAGCAUCAAGGACCAGCCUGCCAUGUUGUCCAAAUGGACUGCUCUGAUGAGAGGAAGAUGUACAUUCAACCCUGCCAUCCAAGUCUUGACCCCUACCCUGAUGUUGGUCAGUGUACCAGUCAGAGGGCUGCUUGGUUACCAUGAGCAUUUAACCCACCAGUGGAGGUACUACUCUCUGAGUGGAUCACGUCUCCCCUCACCUGUACGUGAACCAGAGAAGCUCCACCAAUGGCUGGAGUUGGAGAGCUUCACAAACUCUGCCCAGGACUGGCAGGACACACGGGUGUGUGUAGAGGGCGACAUUGUCCCGGCUAAGGUAGUCAGCCUCUUCAGAGAGAUGCUAGACAACGCCAUGAAGAGCUGUGGUCUGACUGGUAAGGUCACCAUCUUGGAGUCAGUGGGCACGGUGGUACGUGUUGCCAUAGAAACGGCAGAGGGCACCAUGGAGGCAGAGCUUGUUCCCACAGUGGAGCUCGUCAAUUAUUGGCCGAAGAAAGCUCGUUGGCCCCGCCUACUGCAGCGGUGGCCUGUUGCAGAGCGGGCUCGCUGCAUCAAGUCGUUUGGGUUCAACUUAAUGGCCACUUCUAAUUACCACUGGUUGCUGUCCUUCUCACGAGCAGAGCAGGCAAUGUUAGGGGCCAUUGACGAGGAUGGCGGUUGCCGUAGAAAAUGUUACAGAGUCGUUCGGCAACUGAAGGAGGAUGUCUGGUGUCCCGGAAACAAGCCUGUCAUCACAGCUUUCCACCUGCAGACGCUGUUGUUCUGGUGUUGUGAGAAGUUUCCCUGUGUGCGGGACUGGAGAUCUAUGAAGGAGUGUGUGUUGCGGAUGGCUACAAAGUUGCACAAGUGUGUGAGCCAGCGUUACCUGAGGCACUACUUUGUCCGCUCCUACAACCUUCUCAAGUACAGCAACACCACCGAGCUGGAUAACACCUCACAGAGGAUCAACGCCUUCCUAGUAAACCCCAGUCUGUAUGUCCACUAAACCCUGUGUGUCUCUGUGUGUGUGUGUGUGUGUGUGUGUGUCACUGAGUGUGUGUGUGUGCGCUCAUGCGUGCAUGUAUGUGCAUGGGUGCACAGAUCUUUGUGUAAAGCAGGGAAGUGGCCAACUCUGUCUUGUUACCAUAGUAUUGCCUUUGAAAUCACAAAGAUCACAUUCAACAACUUCAUACACAUAACUGACUUACAUCAGGGUGAACAAAUUAACUGUUUCGUUUUUUUAUUC